Aureobasidium melanogenum CBS 110374 is the source of this 951-nucleotide messenger RNA. RefSeq lists its product as uncharacterized. The record is from RefSeq and is a predicted model, not a curated record. NCBI's taxonomy places the organism in Eukaryota, Fungi, Ascomycota, Dothideomycetes, Dothideales, Saccotheciaceae. Bases 1 to 951 code for a protein of 316 amino acids. The transcript is spliced from 4 exons.
AUGCCACCGGACUAUAGCUUGAGCGAAGAGCAGAAACAACAUUUCCUCGAACAUGGCUUCAUCAAGCUCGAAGAUUGCUUUUCGCCAGAGGAUGAAUUUUGUAAAGGACUGAUGGAUCGUGUGUGGGAGCGACUAGACAUGGAUCCCAACGACAAGGAAACUUGGAAUCCAUGGCGAGUUCAUCUUCCUCGUUACCAUGAUGCGAUACCCAUGCGCGACUUCUGCCCCAAAGCUUGGUCAGCAAUUUGCGAGCUCUGUGGCGGCGAAGACCGCAUCGACACUGCCGAUGAAGCUAAAUGGAAAGCUGCCGCACAACAAGGCCUUCCCUCCGGCCCCGACAACUUAACCCCCGCUCAGGAGAAAUUGCUAGAUCCACACGACAGAGACAACUGGCACGUAGACGGAGACUUUUUCCACCACUUUUUGGAUAGUAAGGAACAAGCUCUGUUGCCGAUUGUGCUGUUCAAGGAUAUCAAGGUUGGAGGUGGCGGCACGAUGAUUUGUCCUGAUGCUAUACCUACGAUGGCUGAGCAUUUGGCUGCUCAUCCUGAGGGGCUGAUGCCUGAUAUGACGUUCAUUGAAGGCAGAGAAAAGCUGUAUAAAGAUUUUGACCAUGGUUUCUUUGACGAGGCUGUGAAGCCGGUCCCAAAAGACAGAUUCAGAACUGCAACAGGCAAAGCGGGUGAUAUAUAUCUCUUGCAUCCAUUGAUGGUACAUUCGGCGGCUCCUAACUAUCUAAGAGAACCUCGCUUCAUCACCAAUCCUCCAGUGGCCCUCAAACAACCCUUCAAUUUUGACAGAACGGAUGGUAGCGCAUACAGUCUCGUAGAGCAGAAGACUCUAAACGCACUAGGCCACCCGGAGGGCCUCAAAGGCUGGAAGAUUACAACGGAGAGAAAGCUCAUCGUGCCCGAAAGAGUGAGGGAGCAGGCCCAGAUGAAAAAGAUCUGA